Molecule: messenger RNA, 1042 nt
Organism: Cucumis sativus (cucumber)
Lineage: Eukaryota; Viridiplantae; Streptophyta; Magnoliopsida; Cucurbitales; Cucurbitaceae
Product: cysteine-rich receptor-like protein kinase 26
Exons: 2
Coding region: 44-958 (304 amino acids)
Source: RefSeq, a predicted model, not a curated record
UAUAAAAGGGAAUGGCUGAGAAGAAGCUCAAAGCCAAGCAGCCAUGGCAUUGUAUCUUCUCCCUUCUCUUCUGCUAUUAAUGGCCAAAGCUAGUGCUCAGCCAAACUUCAUCUCUCACCUCUGCUUAUACAAAACUGGUAACUUCACACCCAAGAGUACCUUCAAGGCCAACCUUGACCAUGUCCUCUCCUCCGUCACCACCAACGGAAUACUCGACAAUAGCUUUUACAGAUUCUCUUAUGGACAAAACUCGGACAUAGCUAAUGCUGUUGGCCUUUGUCGACCUGACAUUAAGCUCGACACUUGUCAAAGCUGCCUCAAUGACUCUGUUCGCCUCCUCACAAAGCGCUGUCCUAACCAAAAAGAAGCAAUUGGAUGGUAUGAAAAUUGCUCCUUGCACUACUCAAGUUCAUCCCUGUCCAAUAAAAUGCAUAUUAGUCCAAUGUUCAGGACUCGGUCGACAAAAAACGCAACAAACACAGAUCAGUUCAUUCGAAAGCUAAGAAUCUUGUUGAAUAGUCUAAAAAGCAAAGCUUCUUUAGGUGAUCAUGGUUCUCUACACAAAUAUGCAGCUGGAAAUAUGUCGAGUUCAGAGCUGGAAACAACAUACGCCCUUGUUCAAUGCCUGCCUGAUUUAACUCCACAACAAUGUGAUGAUUGCUUAUCUUCCAUUUUCAAGAAACUCCCAAGUUGUUGUAGCCAAUCUGCUGGGAUUUUUACCCCCAGCUGUUUGGUGAUUUAUAAACCAACCCGCUUCUUUGAUUCUGUAACUGAUGAUGGGCCAACUUCCUCAUCAACCGUUCACGAAUCUCGUGCAGCAGGGAAAAAGAAUGGGAAGAACAAAGUUCAUAUUGUGAUCAUAAUGGUUUUGUCAGUAGCUUCUUGCUGGAUUUUGAUAAUCUGCAUCUACGUGUUUCUGCAAUCCAGGAAGAUUGAGGAGAGAGCGGAUAGUAAUUAAUCUCUUUUUGUUGUUAUAUUCAAUUCAUUAUAUUAUAUUACUUAAAAAAAGAAAUAAAAGGUUGACUUGGAUUCCAGCGAUCAA